Messenger RNA from Ictalurus punctatus (channel catfish), 1019 nucleotides. RefSeq names its product protein FAM107B. The coding region runs from base 489 to 1019 and encodes 176 amino acids. Lineage: Eukaryota; Metazoa; Chordata; Actinopteri; Siluriformes; Ictaluridae. The record is from RefSeq and is a predicted model, not a curated record. The transcript has 5 exons.
CUACGUGAGAGCAAAUCCAAUGUCCCUGCAUUAGGUGCUCAAUGUCACUGCUGUACUGUAUGUAUACAGAAAGGCCUAUAAAAGGGAAAAAAUCAAUACAUUUAAAGUAUUGGUUAUUACAUAGAAUAUAUUCAAUUGUCAGGGUGAAUUGUAUCUGAAAUUUUAUUAAGUACACAGGAAAAUGUAUUAAUAAAGGCCACUGAAUUAGUUGUUAUAGCAAUACUUAUGUCUCUAAAAUAAAUCUGCAAUCUACCAAUCUAUCUAUAAAUCCAUACAUUUGAUUUAAAGUGUUAAUUUAAAGAUGCCUGCCCACCUGCAGUCUACCAUCUGCUCUGUCUUAAAUCUGAUCAAGCCCCAUCUCAUGCCCUGCCAGAGGUGUGAUUAGGUGGCUAAUGCCGUUACGUGCAUCUGCUGGGUAAAAUUUCUACUCAAACCCUUCACUGGAUUUUCAGCAGGUGUGUGUGUUUGUGUUUGCUCUAGUGUCUACCAUGUGCUUGAGAGUAACUAGCUCCUUACUGAAAAAGAGUAUGUUGCUGUACUUCGUACCUCAGAUGGUUUCACCGAGAAAUGUAGAGAGAAAUGAUAUUGCAGAAAACUCCAGGUCUGAAACUGUAGCACAGGAACAGAUAAUGGAAAAUCACGAUCAUCUGAUUCGGCCCAAGAAACCGUCGAACCCUGUUCUAGAGUCACCGAGGCACCGAGUCCUGCACCGAGAACUUCGAGUCAGCCACAGAUGGGGGCUGUUGCCUGCUGAGAAGUGUGAGCUGCAGAGGGUGAUGGAGCAGAGGAGGCUGGAGCAGCAGCGGGAAAGAGAACAGGCUCAGAGGCCCCUCUCUGAUCUGGACCAGCAACUGAGUAGGAGACGACAGAGAUUACUCGCGUAUGAACUGGAAGAACAGAAGAGACAAGAGGAUCGGCAGAACGUACCAGAAUUCGUGCGUGUGAAGGACAACCUGAGACGUGUCUGCGUGUCGGAAAAUGAAUCCCGAUCGUUUGGACUUCGUUUGCAAUCAUCGUAG